Messenger RNA from Ruditapes philippinarum (Manila clam), 10188 nucleotides. RefSeq lists its product as uncharacterized. The record is from RefSeq and is a predicted model, not a curated record. The coding region runs from base 678 to 8639 and encodes 2653 amino acids. The transcript is spliced from 5 exons. NCBI's taxonomy places the organism in Eukaryota, Metazoa, Mollusca, Bivalvia, Venerida, Veneridae.
ACCGCCCCUUUCAAUUGACGCCAUUUUUGUUUUGAUGAAAAUAAACCAUGAAAAUCAUCAAAAUUCACUGCUUUAUCAAAUAUAUUGUUUGAAAUAAUGGACGCCAAACAAAAUAUUUUUACUCAAAGAUUGUAUUGUCAUAAAAAUUGGUCCAAAAAAUGGCGACAGUUAAUUUUUCAGUCCUCCGUGUAAAGGGGUCAGUGUCUCGCCUUACAAAAUUUCGUCUCGCCUGGCUCUUUAUGCAUAUUGAGAAAAAUAGGUGAGAGGAAAUUACUUGACAGUGGCUUGCACAAAAACUUAUUAGCUAUAUCUAAACAGACACAAACAGAGAUACAGUUUUCACAAGCUAGUCGUCAAAGUUAUUUCAGAUUUAAACGUCUUUUUCUGUUAAAACAUGUUCAGAUAAUCUGAACGAACAAUGGAUGAAAUGGAAUAAAAACAACAACAACAACAUGUGAGUUGUGAAGAUCGCAGGACAUGUUUAUAGUGAUCGAGAAUUUACUGAAGUGAUAUAUAGUCCUCUGUAAAUGACUACAGUAGCGAGGGACGCAGUGAAGUUAUGUUGAUUAAGCAUUGAAGAAAGCGGUCGUAAAACUGUACAAUAAGCUCCUUGAAAAAAGGGCUGUACAGGUUUUUAUUAAGCUGUUUGUUUGGUACAGUACGUAAAUCGUGACAUCAUGGAUAAUCAACUGUUUCCAGGGGGCGGAGCAUUCCUGGACGACAUGGCUCAGGGGUGUCCGCUGUGUGGGGUGAUGUUCAACAACACGCUGGCUUAUCAGCACCACAUGCAGCUUCAUAUUCUGUCUGCCAAUGCAAUUUUGGGGAACCAGCCUCCACCUGACCCAGGGAUUAGUAUGCCUACACCAAGCACUAUAUUAGAUCUGAUGGGAGGGGUAUCCCAGCAUCCACUGUCCACUGGUUCUGGAAUGCCUAUGGUAUCACAGCAAGCCAUAUUCUCCGGUUCAGCCGGUUCAAUGCCUCCGCACUUGAUAUCUCAAGGUCUUAUCCCUGGCACUCUACCUAGCAUGGGUCUUCCCCAGCACCCAAGUGUUAGACCAAAAGAAAAGAAGCAGAAAUCUCAGAAUAUUAAGUCAACAAGUACCUCCAGUAUUACCAGUGCUGCCCCACCCAUACAGAGACCUUCAGGCCCUGGGACGUUUAAACCUCAGGAAAAUUCGAGCUCCACAUAUAUAUCAACGUUUCCCAAAGAUUUACAAAAAAUGGAGCUCAUAACACAUAAAUCUCCGAAUGCUCAGCCCUCACAAAGUAAGAUUCCAACAGAUGUGUUCCCAUCAACAGCUUCCCACAUAGAUCCCCUGGAGUCCCUUAUUUUACCGUCUCCAAUCAAAGCUGGUCCCCCUGUGUUUGAGCGCCAGUUGUCAAAGAAGAGUAAUACUUCAACUUCAGAUUCUGGAGGGAUUGUAAACAAGGACUCUAAAAAACUGUUUCAGCCAUUUGUCUCCGUUGAUUCUUCAGUUACUGCUGGCUAUGUGACAAAAUCAAACACUCAUUUUACAUCAGACAAUUUAUUAUCUCCAGUGAAAUCAGGGCCGGUUAAACCUCCACUUCUAGAUGUUCUCUCCACACCGCAGAAAAUCUCUUACCACAGCAAUAACGAGAAUCUCUUUACUUCUCCUCAAACUCUCCCAAACACAUCAAGUGGGGACAUUCGGCACUUUGGAAUGUUUCAGGACCCUGAGAUUACCUCUGUACCUGUGGAAAGAAACUCAGAUUUACCUGCUAAGAUUGUCCCUCUUGAUCAUGAUAAACUCUCUUCUAAGUCACAAUAUUUUUCUGAUAUGGAUCCGUUAAAUGUCUCACCAAAGGCAGGUCAAUCUGCAAGGAAAAAGGACAUUGAUUCUAUGAUUAAGAUGCCAAUACAUCAGGCAUCUUUAGAUCAUAGUCAGAGCUCAAGUCCAGUACCCAGACCAACAUUGCCAGGAGAUUUUGCACCAUUUAGAGCAGAUUCUGUGAGGGCAAUGGUUUCACCGAAAGUCUCUCCAGCCAUACCUCCUAGUGCCGUUGACACAGAUUCUACAUCUCUAUCUCUAAAGCCUCAUUUAUUUGGAGGAGCUACAGUUGAGGUUCUGCCAACUGGAAAUGUGCCAUCAUCUACACCACCAGUGUUCAGCACUACGGCUACAAGUAACGCUGGUGGUCUCACAUCCCUUACUACACCUGCCAUGGAUAUAGCUGUAAAUCCACUAGGAACAGGGUACUUUAACGCUCUUACUCAAAAGUUUAUCGAUCCAACAUUUAAUUUAGCAGGGGAUUUUAAUAAACCAGGCUCUUCAACAGCUGGAGGACUUGAUGAUCAGAAACAGAAAAUAUACUUUGAGAACGGUGUGAUUAUGAAUCAGGAUUAUGAUAAAAUCAGUGACACCAAUGAUGAAGACAAUCUUGAACGUUUAAUAGAGGACAUUGACACUAAAAGUGAGCCAAUCAUAGAUAAGGGGUAUUCUGAGAUUGAGGAUUUAUUGAAUGAAUUUAAUGAAAAGCAAGAAGAUAUGAAAAAUAAAACUCAUAUGGACGAUUUUAUGAAAAAUGAUGACUUUCUGAAAACUGUUAUGGAAGAUUCUUCUAAAAGUAAAGUUGAGAAGCCUGAAACAAGUGUAAAAGUGGAUGAAUCAACCUUCAAUCCACCUGAAGAGUUUGAAAUGAAUAAAAGUAUUAUUACUGAUAUUUUAGAGCAGGAGAAAGAAAGAAUAGAAAAAGAAUCAACUGAACUUGAAAAUGCUCGUCUCAGUAGUUUGAUUAAUACAUCAACAGCCACUUCAUCUUCAGUGACUAUUUCAUCUGCGACUGCAACAAGCACUGUUACCUCAGUAUCAAAUACUGAACCAAAGGUCUCUUCAACAGUAGAAUCUGAAGAAAAGAAAGACGAUGAUCAUGUUGAUUUUGAAAUUCCUAAGGUAGGAAAGUUAAUGAAGAUAAGAAAAUAUUUCCAAAUACAAGAACAGAAACGUAAGGAGCAGACUGAAAAAGUAACUGAAGUAAGAGUUCAUGAAAAAACAGAAGCUCCGCCAGCUGAUGAUAAACCUCAAACAAUUCUUGUCCAAGUCUCUAAAAGGAAAAAAAUUGAAUAUGGUCCAUAUUUGAAUAGGCAGUCAUUAUUAGAAGGUAAACCCAAAGCGAACAUAGAAACAACGUCUCCACCUAAGACUUACCGUCCAAAGCCGAAACCACCUUUACCUGAGAAAAGAACAUUUAAUUUAAGAGAAAGAAAAACAAAAACAGAUUUUGCAACAUUGGCUAGUAAAGGGUCAAGAACAGCUGAGACAAAGAAACCAGAAACUAAACAGAAAGCAAUUGAAAAUGCUGAAAAGGACAUCUCUGGUAAAGAAGAUGGCGAAGAAGUAACAGAGAAGGAAGUAAAUGAUUCUAAGGAAGAAAUUAAAAGUAAAGACCAAGCAAAAAUAGUAACAAGACAUCAAGAAAAAAAGAAAGAAGUUGACUCAUCAGAGAAAAAGAAAGAAACAGAUGGGCAAGGUGAAAAAGGUAAAUCUAAAGGAGGUAAAAUUGUUAACAAACAAAGUAAUGAAAAUGACAAAGAUAAUGAGAAUGAAACUAAGCAGAAAGAUAUAAAAUCAUCCUUACGCACAAGAAGUGCAAGAAAUGAAGAAAAUGCUGAAUCAACUCCACGGACUCGAAAUUCUAAGAAUGAUGUAGAGAAUACAGAUGGAAAAAAUCUAAGAAAGAGAAGUAUCAAAGCUGCUGGAACUGGUGAUGCCUCCAAUUCUAAAGUCAAAGUGAAGAAGACUGAAGAAUCUGUCACAGUUGUAACUCCUGAUACAGAACCAAAAGCUAAUAUUGACUCUGAAACAAAAAUAAGCUCUGACUCCAUGACAAAAAUUAAUUCUGAAUCUGAAGAAAAGGUUACGCGAAGUAAAAGCAAAAUUAAGACCACACCAGAAAAGUCAGGUAUAAAAAAGUGUUCAGUUAAUUUAGGGGAAAAAUAUAAUGAUAUAAAAGCAAGAAGCCUUUUUGACAAAAUGGAUAUUAAAGAGAGUAAAUCAGUUAUUUCUCUUGGUAAAAGUUUAGCCGAAGAAUUAGGAACUAAAAUGGAUGUAGAUGAUUCUGAAAUUGUAUCUGAAAAGUCAGAAAUUAAAAGUGAUAAAAUGAAAAAGACAGAUGAAAGCAAUAAGGAGGCCCUGGAAGAAAAAGAACUAUCAUAUACUCAUGAGAAAAUGGAAGUUUGUGAUGUUCAUUCAGGUGAAAAAGCAGAACAAUCAGUAGACAUUAAAGAAAACGUUAUUAAGUAUAAAGGUGAUAAAAAGGAAUUAGAAAAUGCAGAUCAUAAAGAAGGAAGUAAUGUACCUCAAAAGGUUGGAAAACGUAGUAGUAGAAAUAGGCAUGAAAAGGGUAGUAGAAAAGAAAGUAAUAUAUUUGAAAAUAUUGAUCAUACUCAGAAAAUAAGCAUACGGGAUGAAAGUCAAAUGGUUAGUAUAACCUCUACUGAUAAUACUGAUAAAAAAGUAACUAUGAAAUUAAAACUCGGUCCAAACUUUCAAAAGGCAUUUAAGUUGUUCAAUCCAAAGAAAAGAAAACAUGAGGCAGCAAGUAAUAGUGGACAAUCUAAUGAUAAGGAGGCUAAAAAAGAGCAAAAACUUGAUAAAGAAUCAAGAAAAGAGCUUAAAGCUAAUAGAGAAAUACAAAAGGAAUUGAAUGAAAGUAAAGGUGAUGAAAAGGCAAUAGAUGCUUAUAAUGAUCCAAAAAUUGAGGAAUAUAAAAAUGAAAAUAAAAUGGAAGAAAAAAUAAUUGUUGAUCAGAACAUUGAAACAAAGAUAAAUGAUGAAAAGCACAGUAAAACAGAAGAAAGAAAUAUGGCUGAGGAAGAAAUAAAGGAUGAUACAAAUAUUGUAAAUGAAACUCAAGAAAUGCAAUCAUUCAUAGAAGAGCCUGUAAAAGAUCAGAAUAUGGAAAAGAAAUUUAAACAUGUGUAUGAGAUUGAUACUUGGGAAGCUGUUAUACCUGAAACAAGUUUUGAAAGCAAAUCAAACUAUAAAAAAUCAGAAACAUCAGAAAAGAUAACAGUACAAAAUACACCAGUGACUGAAUUGACUGAAUGCGUACCUUUUGAUAAAGUUUACAAAGACAACUCUGGUGUGGAAUCACUAGAGGACAAAAGUAGUUGUAUGGAUUUUGGAUUUAACACCAACAGUAUAGUGCCAGAUAGUGUUCAACUUCAAGUGCAGGAAAAGGAAAAAGAACUUAAUCUUAAUGUAGAAAAAGCAUUUGGUAAGGAGAGUAAAGUAGAAAAGAAAGUGAAGCACAGUGUUGAAAAUGAAUUUCAGAGGCUUGUUAAUGAAGCUAUGGCAGAGGCACAAAAGGAGGGUGAAACUGCUAAAUCUAAAAAUCUAAGGAAAAGAAUUAAUGAAAAUGUGAAAUACAAUCUAGAUGACUCUGAGGAUGAACUUGAUAAGAUUAAAUUGUUGCAUGAAGGGUUUAAUGUUACUCCUAAAGGUAGAACAACUCCAAAAGGUUCUAAGGCUCAAGGAAAGGGUUCAAAAGGAAAAUCAAAGUUAGAAGUGAUUGAUACAUUAAAACAACAGCAAGCUAAGAAAGAAGGUGAUGUGUAUGAUUUUACUGACACUGAAAUGAGUGAUUCUGAAGAAAGUCCGAAGAAAUUGGGAUUUAAGCCAAAGUAUGUGAGUAAUUUGAAUUUGUUUGGGCAAAAGAAACUCCCAUUUGUUUCUAAGCCAAUGUCCCCUGUAGAAACUUUACAAUCUAAUGAAAACUCAGAAACUGUGCCAGAGGUUGUAGAUGAAACUGUGGAGAAAAGAGAAUCUGAAAGUGAAAAUGCAGAUGCCUCGAUAUCAUAUGAGAGAAAAACAGUUGAACCUUUGAAAAUUAAGUUAACGAAAAUAAUACCUUUCAAAGAGAAAAAACAUAAGCAUAAGAAGAAGAAAAGAAAACGAGAAAAAGAACGAAAAGAAGAUGCGAUGGAGAAAUAUGAUAGUGAAAGUAGGGAUUCAUUUGAUAGUGUUAAUGAUAAGAAAAUUGGUGAAAAUAAGGAUUCAUUUGAUAAGAAAAUGGAUGAUGUUUCUUUUAAACCCAGCGAGUUUGUAACUGAACUUGAAUCUAAUGAUGUGAAAAAGAUCGAAGAUGUUAAGAGUGUUGAUAGUAUGGGACAGGAGUCAAAUUCCAACUCUAAUGAGGGGGAGGAUGACCAGAAUGACAGUGGACUUAGUGGUAAAUCAAAUAAGCGUGCAAAACUGAAGGAAAAGAAACACAUAUGUGAGUAUUGUAAUGUUGGUUUCGGACAAAAGUGUGACUUGAGACGUCAUAUCAUGAUUCAUACGGGCGAGAGACCAUAUCCAUGUCAGAUAUGUGAUAAACGGUUCCAACGUAAAACUGACCUCAACAAGCACACGAGAACACAUACUGGUGAAAAACCGUACGCUUGCGAAUUCUGUGACAAACGUGUUUCAGAUAAAAGUCAGUUAAAUGUGCAUCGCAGACUCCAUACUGGUGACCGGCCAUACUGUUGUUCUAAGUGUGGAAAGCGAUGUAUCACUAGUAGUGAGCUAUCAAGGCACAAGGCAGUGCAUUGUGGCGAAAAAGUGGAAAGGUGCAAUUUAUGUAAAAAGGCAUUUACGAUAAAAGAAUGCUUAGGAAUGCAUAUGAAACUUCAUUACAGAAGUCGUGGAAAGUUAUUACGGUGUGAGAAAUGUGCUAUAGGCUUUGACAAGAAAAUUGACUUGGAUAAUCACCAUUGUGUGGACCCUAUGAAAAAUGUUUACGUGUGUAGUGAAUGUUAUGAGGAAUUUUGUGACGAGAUGCUCUAUGCGGAACAUAUCAAGACUCAUGACCUCGGUGUUCUGGCGUGUAACGUGUGCACUAAAAUCUUCGAGGACAAGCAUAGUCUUGAAACGCACCUGUGUAGCAUGGGAGUAGACAAGCAGAAACAGUUGGCUUGUGAAAUCUGUGAAACAGAGUUUCAGGAUCAAGAUUCUUUGUCCCUACAUGUUGCUACUCACGAUAAUGACUUUGGUUCAUUCUCAUGCGAUUUCUGUUCGGAAACAUUCAAAGUGCGGAGAAAAUUUAUGGAACACUCGAGGCUGCAUGAUCCGAUUAUAGGACCCUCAGUUGGCAAUAGUCCAAGAAAUUCAGGGGUUCCGGUAACACCUAGUCAAAGUUACGACACAGGCCAGUCACCCGCUGAUGCUUCGAUGAAUAACAGUGACAGCAGAAUGGGCGGAGCAGAUGAGUACACAACUAUAAAACAGGAAGUGGACUCACGCGACUUCCAUUUCUUGACUUCAGGUAGUGAAAACGUUUUAAACAGAAAAGAUAACUCAGUUAGUGUUAAAUCGGAGCAAGAAAUGGGUCCUGGAUUACCGAGUAAUCGAUCACGAGCGAGUGUCAUAUCGGGAACGUUCAGAAUAGAUGAUGAAGGGGGAGACUCAAGACAUUCUAACCCGCAUGAAAGAGUAAAUUUCCCGAGAAGUACUUUUAGAAGUGACAGUCUUGUUAAUCUACCUGAUAAAAGUGAUGUACAUGUAAAUAGAAAUUCUAUAAGUGCUAGAUCGCCAGAUUUUUUACCUGGCGAUAGGUUUUUUGAGCCUGCUGAUUUUACUAAUUCACCAGAUUUCUCCACGUUGACAGAAAGCGAUGAUUUAGACCUCAGUCCCUUUGAAAGUGUUUCAAAUUCAUUGAAUCAGGAUAGUGAGAAAAGUGUGAAAAUAAAUCAAAAUUUAAGUGCUAAACAGAUUGAUAGUAUUGCCUCAACAGACUUAAAACAGAAAAUAAUGAAACGGUUCGGGACUAAUUCUCAGCCUUACGGUACUAUUCCAGUCCCGAAAAGUCGGGUUUCCACAUCUCAAGGUGCAAUGCAUCCAACUUCAGCAAGAAAUAUGCCAUUACAGAAUUCUCAGAUAAGUGCUUUGCUGUCGUCCACCUCCACCACUCACAGUUCAGAUCACUCUCAAGGAAAUAACCGGGGUAACUUACACAGGUCCGUGUCAACAGGUCACACCUCUCAGUUUCAAAGUUCACAAAAUAAUCUUGGCCCUGAAGGAUAUCAACAAAAUUCUCAAAAUAAACGCUGGUCAGGAUUUCAAAUAACAGACACCGACUUUUCAUUCCUCGGAGAAAGUAGUAAUAAACCGGAUCAUUUUAAUCAAGGUCUUUCAAAAAGUAUGGGAAACGCUGUUAAUAGGAGUGAUUCGUUUAACAAAGAUAAUAUUGAAAAUCAAAUAAAAUCGGAAAUGUUUUCCGAUUUUGACAUUUCACCAAACAAGCCCUCUCUUUCAUCAAAUUACGGUAACAAUUCAGCCGGAACAUUUCCAGGAGUUAGCACAAACGCUUUUAGUCCGCGACAGUUCAUUCAAAACUUUUCAGAAAAAUCAGACUUCUCGUCCUACAGCCAGCCGUUUAUGGGAAAUUUCCCCCAUUCUCAAAACAUGAACAGCAAUUCCUUAAAAUCUAGUGUGAACCCCGACGGCCAGUAUUCCCUUGACUCUAGUGUUACGCCAGAUGUGAAUAAACGGCAUUUACAAGGUAUUUAUGCGGGACGUUCAGAUAUCCUACAGAAUACGGCAUUCUACCUCCCUGGUGUAGAUGAUACGAUGAAAGAUUUAACUGGCAAUGAUAAAGAUGAGACCACCGCUUUGUUAUCCAAUUUUGACCAGUUUUAAUACUAUUUGUUACGUUUUGAAUUGCUUUAUUGUUCUUUUUUAUCAUUUUUUUUUUUUGUGAAAAAAAUUACAUUUUUUGGUUGUUAUUGUUAAAAAUUACACAUCAUUUGACAUUGUUUGCUACAGUUACUUUUUGACUCAUUUUUUUAAUUUGACAAAAAAAAAAGCAAAGCAAAAAAAAAUCUUUUUGAAUUUAGAAAUUAAUUAUUUAAUUAAUUAAUUGAAAUUAAUUUCAGUUGGCAUUCUUUAGUUCAUCAUUAAAAUGUUAUUUAUUUGCCCUCUGCUUACUUUAUGUAGAUCUGACUACUGAUUUAACUAAACUUGCUGCUAUUCAAUAAGAACAAGCAUCUAAGGGAGGUAAUUAGGAAAUGUCAAGUUGAAAAAUAGAAAAGAGUUACUUCCCAUUAGUCAACUGUAUUACAUAAAACAUAAACACAUAGUUUCACACUUGUUUCAUAUUUAUGAGCUGCUUCAUGAUAAAAAGGACCAUAUUUUGAUUUUUUUUUUCUGAACUAAGAUAACCCUACAUUACAUAUAAAUGUAAAAUAUCCACAUCAUUACAAUUUGUGAUUAAUACAUUUUUCUUUUAACAAACAAAAACUAGAAACAUCACUGAUCAGUGAAUUUGGUCAAUUGCAAAUAACUUACUUAGUGUACAUGUUAGAACGAAAUUAAGAGUUGUAUGUUAUAGUUUAACUUAUAAUUACCUUGUCAAUAAAUUACCGUUGAUUUUUGAAACAUACUAAUCUAUUUGACUGUUGAUUGUUUUGCUUUUAUCAUGUAAGAAAUACGAUUUUCACACACCAACUUGACAAACAUGCAUAGCAGCGAAUAUUAAACAAUAUGAAAAAAAAUGAACUGGAUUAAGUUAUUUAAUUAAACACCAAAUGAUGAAAAUCCGAAUAUGGUCAUUUUAUAUCAUGUGUUAGAAGUGCUCAAUGUUUAUAAAGGACGAUAAUUUAAAACAGCGGUCAGUUUUUUUUUUUACAUCACAUGUUGACGAUUAAAUGUACAUUUCAUCUUGCACUUAUAGUAUAUUUUCUAUCUGUCUUCGUUUUUCUGUCAAAUCCGUCACAAGGACGUAGUGAGUUAGGUAUUUAAUAUGGAGAAUAAUAUUAUAAUACAUAAAAUAGACAUAGGGUUAAACAUUGAUAUUGUAAAUAUUUUCAUCAAAUUAUUGUAUAGAUACAGAUUAUUGUUUCGUUCCUGGGGUCAUGUGUAAUCCGUCGUUAAAGUUGUUAAAGUUAUUUUUAGAUAUUAUUUUUAUCCAUAUUCUAUAGAUGCUCUUUUUUUUCUCUCUCUCUUCUGUCAGAUUUUCCUUUUGUUUACAUGCAAAGUGAUAAUCUUUGUUUGAAUGAUUGAUGUUCAGAAAUUGUUGCAUUUAGAUUAGAAUAUUAGUUCACCGUUGUUGUAUUUUUUUUUGCCAAAUGCUUACAUGAAGUAUUAAGUUGUAUGUGUUUUUGUUGCCAUUUUAAAAGAGAUAUAUAAAAGAAACAACAAAAGAUUAAGUUAUCAUAAAUAGACCAGAAUUUAGUUUUUCUCCAUGUUA